This is a messenger RNA of Galleria mellonella (greater wax moth), 1991 nucleotides long. RefSeq names its product RYamide neuropeptides-like. The record is from RefSeq and is a predicted model, not a curated record. Lineage: Eukaryota; Metazoa; Arthropoda; Insecta; Lepidoptera; Pyralidae. The transcript is spliced from 5 exons. Bases 158 to 505 code for a protein of 115 amino acids.
GGGCGGCAAAAGGGCGGUCCUAUUGCCUUUAAAAGGCUGUGCGCAAAACUUACUAACAGAGUACCACAACGGUUGUCAGUGAGCGCUAUCAGCUGCAAAGCACGCUGCAGAGUACAGCUGUCUCUGUCCUCCGACCUGCAAUAGAAGAGACGACAUAAUGUGGCGAUGGGUCUGCGCGCUCAUGCUCUUAUUGGCUGCUCUUAUCCAUGCUGAUAAUGAGAAAAGAGCCGAAAUGUCUCCGAUGCCGUUUGUCCUUGGCUCCAGGUACGGACGGUCCCCACCAAGAAUGUUGACCCCACGGAAUGACAGGUUCUUCAUGGGCAGUAGAUACGGGAAGCGGUCUGAAGGUGCGUCGGGCUCACCCGUGUCCUUAGCACCAGCAUCGCCGGCGCUCCUCUGCGAGUUCACUGGACUGUACCCGCUGUACCGAUGCACACCACCCACGUCUACUAUACGGCAACUGUUUGAUAACAGGAGAAACGAAGAAGGCGGUGAAGAAGAGUAAAUAACAGUGCACGCCUCACGCAAUAUGAAAGUCGUCGAAUUCCAAAGUCAAUUUGACCAUCUAGUCAUUUAUUUAAUGUUAUUAGAAUUAAUUAAAACUGUUACUGGGAACUAGUUACUAUAAAUCGUCAUUUAAUUUCUCUUAUAACGCUUUGUUUUAGAUAUAUUUAUAAUUAUAUAUUCUAUUGUUGAAAAAAUAUAUGAAACAUUAAAUACACUACAAAAGAUAAUAUAUUGUAAAAUAAAAAAAAACUAAAUGACAUUGACAUAGACAAAAUAAUUUUUCUAGCACCAAACAUGAGUCAUAGAUAAAAAAAUAUCAAAUGCAUUAUAGAUUUGAAAAUUAGCACCAAUAUAUUUAUUACAAGGGUCUUUUUUUUAAUUUAUUAAGCUUUGUUUAUCAUAGAGAAUAAUAAGUAAAUGUAUAUAAAAAAUAUAAAAUAAAAAGAAAACAAUUAUAUUUACUGUCCGUUUUGCAUUCAAAAGUAGAAUCACUGUUCUUUUCAUAAUAAGUGUAACAUGCAAUUAAAGAGUUUAUCUAGAUAUAUUUAAAUGUACAAUAAUCCAAGUAUUAUGGUGUCUGAAUGUACACACAAAUCUAGAAGGUGACGUAGUGGACUAGACAGGAGAUUAGUUAAGCUAGAUAAUAAAAUUAACCGCUGAUUUUGAACACUACUUGCAUUGUGAACUUGCUACCAUAGACAAAGAAUAUAAAAAAAUAUUCAUUUGGCGGGAAAGUGUUGAGAUAAGUUUGAUAAUUUCGCGAAUGUUUUUAAUAACCUAUUUUAUGGAACUUUACGUAUUUCUAAUAUAAUUUUACUGUAAUUAAAUUUAUUAAUAUAAUUACAAAAAUGCAUCUCAAAAUUCUAUUACAAAUAAUAUGCAAAAUUAUGAAAAAAAUUUUUAAAAAGAUUUUUGUCUAAAAUCACUAACACUAUCUCUGAUCAAAUAUUGACAUUCAAGAUCCACUUUUUCACUCAACUGAAUAUAAUAAAAUCAAGAGGCUUUAUGACUCUGUCUCUGCCUUUCCUGCCACGAAUAAAGAAUUCUAGCCCGUAGAUAAAGGAUUCCUUGCAAAGUGUUUCUACCAAAUUUUAAAUGUUCACGUACAAGCAACGCAAACCUUUAUCGUAUUAAUCAAUGAUUCUUGCUCCAUUCUCUCUUGCUACGACCCUCAACAAAGAUUUUGCGAAAUUGAGUAUUAUAUCCCUGGUUUCCUUAUUCUCAAAUAUGUAUUCCAUAUUUCUUUCAGACAGUGUUGCAUCCAAUUUGAACUCGCACUCAAACCGUUUUUUAGCGAAUCUUUGACAGUCAAAAAGAAUAUGCUGUAUGACAAGUAGUGCUUCAAUUUCAGCAAAGUUUCUAUUGCGAUCAAAAGGCUGGGAGAUCGCAAUGGCACAUUAGUUAUUUCAUUAUAAUACUGUUAUCAUAUGACUGUGUUAUUAUUAUGAGAAAUGGUAUCAAAUAAAAUUGAGAUGACAUUUAAA